Messenger RNA from Lolium perenne, 1497 nucleotides. RefSeq names its product probable protein phosphatase 2C 12. Lineage: Eukaryota; Viridiplantae; Streptophyta; Magnoliopsida; Poales; Poaceae. Gene Ontology annotation, biological process: protein dephosphorylation. The record is from RefSeq and is a predicted model, not a curated record. Gene Ontology annotation, molecular function: protein serine/threonine phosphatase activity.
UCGCCCGCAGCUUCUUCAACCUGUGUGUUCGGCUUCCUCCCGACCCCACCUCUCCCUCUCCCUCUCCCGCUGCCCCGGUCCUUCCCUGCGAAUCUACACGCAGCCUUCUUAAAUAGCUGGAGCUUUGUCUGAGCUCAGAAGCACACCACACCACACAAGAGCAGAGCUUGCUCCUCCUCCUCCACCCACCCGCAGAAUCUUUGAAAGGGUCUACAUGGGGAUCUGCGCGUCCACGGAGCACCUGGAGCAGGGGCAGGAGACGGACGAGAACAUCGUGUACGUGAUGGACGAGCAAGGCGUGGCGGCGGUGGCAGCGGGGGACGCGGCGUCGGCGAGGAAGGUCGCCUCCCUCUUCUCCCAGAAGGGCAAGAAAGGGCCUAACCAGGACUCCGUCAUCCUCUGCCAGGGAUUCGGCAUGGAGGACGGCGUCUUCUGCGGCGUUUUCGACGGCCACGGCAGGAACGGCCACCUGAUCAGCAAGCUGGUGAGGGACUACCUCCCCUUUAUGGUGCUCAGCCACCGGAACGCGCUCUUCCUGGCCGACGCCGACCUCGACGACGCGGAACACUUCAGCGACGCCUCGCCCUCCUCCUCCACGGACAGCAGCGGCAACUCGUCCCCGCACCCGUCCCAGCUGCUGGAGGAGUGGAGGGAGGCCUGCACCAACGCCUUCAAGGCCAUGGACAACGAGCUCAAGGCGCAGGCCAACAUGGACUGCUCCUUCAGCGGCACCACCGCGGUGUGCGCCAUCAAGCAGGGCAAGGACCUGAUCAUCGCCAACCUCGGCGACUCCAGGGCGGUUCUUGCGACCAUGUCCAACUCCGGGUACCUGAAGGCCGUGCAGCUCACCACUGAUCAGAAGCCCUGUCUGCCUGAGGAGGCCGAGAGGAUCAAGCGCUGCGACGGCCGCGUGUUCGCGCUCAAGGAGGAGCCCAGCGUGAUGCGCGUGUGGCUUCCCGGCGAGAACUGCCCGGGCCUCGCCAUGGCGCGCGCGCUGGGCGACUCCAGGCUCAAGCACCACGGCGUCAUCUCAACGCCACAGGUGACGGCCCACCGGAUCACCGGCGCCGACCUGUUCAUCAUCCUCGCCAGCGAUGGGGUGUGGGACGUGCUCAGCAACGAGGAGGUGGUCUCCAUUGUCUGCGCCACGCCGCGCAAGCAGCACGCGUCAAAGGCCGUGGUCGAGGCGGCGGUGCAGAGGUGGAGGACCAAGUACCCGUCGUCGCGCGUCGACGACUGCACCGCCGUCUGCCUCUUCCUGCAGGACCAGCUCACCUGGGGCAGCGCCGCCGCGGCCAGCAGGAAGGUCUAGACUCCCGAUGAGUCAAAGAAACUCUGACUCCGGCAAAGCCGGCUGUUUGCUCGAUCUUGUAUAUGCCCUUUUUUGCCGGUUUUGUUGCAAAUGUGCUGCAAAUACUGUAUUUUCUAGGUUUUGUAAGUCUGUAAUAUAGCAUUUUUUUUUGCAGAUGAAAAUGCUUUCAUCGGAGUUUGUGCUCA